CGAAAAAUCAAGGCAGCAGCAGGCGGAACUAAUGUGUUGCAGGGUCUGGUUGUUGGCGGAAGGAAUACACUUAGGUUCCGUUCCCAGAGGGUCACGUGUGAAGCUGUUUUGAGAGUGGAGAAUGGCCCCUAAGAAGCGUGUGCGGCUGAUCGCCGAGAUGGCAAGGAAGAUUCGGCAGUACCGUGCCCAAAAGGAGCGCCCGCGGGACUGCCAGCGCUACGCCCUGGACUACAACACCAUGACCCGGCCGUUUACUGGGAAGCAGCUACCUGUGCUGGCCUGGGAGGACGUGCGCCAGGAGAGCCGUCUGUUCUCUCUGCUUAGCGGGAUGCGCCUGUUCGGUAUCGGCCGCCUCUUCACUAGGAAGUCGUGGCUCUGUCAGCACCAGGAGCCCUGCUACUGGACAGUGACCAAGGUCAGGGUGGACUACACUGCCGAGAACAUGGACCAUGGAAAAGCUUGGGGCAUCCUGACAUUUAAAGGGAAGACAGAGAAGGAGGUGAAGGAGAUAGACAAGGCCAUGUACCACGACUGGCGGCUGAUUCCUCAACAUGAGGAGGAAGAGUUUAAGCACUUCACCCCUAUGCCCGAGACAGGUGUGCGCUAUGUGCCCUACCCGCCCCUGCUCCGCGCCAUGAUCCUGGCACAGAGACACAAAGAGGGCAUGCCUGUGGGCCAGGAGCCUGCCAUUGACCUCCACAGAAAUGGGCACUUCCCAAAGGACUAUUUCAAAAGGAUGGAUGCCAACCAGCAGGCAGAAGGGACCCCGGUAUGAGGGAUCUGGGAACUGGGAUCCUGCUGAGAGAACGGGGUGCUGAGAGGACGGGGUGCUGUGCUUCACACCACGUAUUACCAAAUGCACAGGGAAUGCAAUGCAAAAGGGGUUCUAGUUCUGUGCAAAUUGAUUGAAAUGGUCAUGUUAAGUCUGUUUUCCCCUUUAGUAAAUGUGUAACUGCUGUAACUUUUGAUUUCAUAAAAUAAAAUUGACAAUUACUGAAGUAAAAUAAAUAACAUACAAUUUA
Molecule: messenger RNA, 1022 nt
Organism: Acipenser ruthenus (sterlet)
Lineage: Eukaryota; Metazoa; Chordata; Actinopteri; Acipenseriformes; Acipenseridae
Gene: mrps34
Product: mitochondrial ribosomal protein S34
Exons: 4
Coding region: 122-775 (217 amino acids)
Biological process (GO): mitochondrial translation
Cellular component (GO): mitochondrion; mitochondrial small ribosomal subunit
Molecular function (GO): structural constituent of ribosome
Source: RefSeq, a predicted model, not a curated record